Molecule: messenger RNA, 1504 nt
Organism: Malania oleifera
Lineage: Eukaryota; Viridiplantae; Streptophyta; Magnoliopsida; Santalales; Ximeniaceae
Exons: 4
Coding region: 546-971 (141 amino acids)
Source: RefSeq, a predicted model, not a curated record
AUUUUAACCCGAUUGUUUUGUUUACUUGAAUAAUCCUUAAUCGGCGAGUGCCUUUGCGAAGCAAUCCUCGGUGCUCAGCCGCCUGCGAAGCAAUCCUCGCCGACGAUUCUUGUCACCCUUUGCUCAGUCGGUGUCGGAUCUCAGACCCAGCCCCCGAAGCCCUCUCUCAAAAUCCUCCGGUCUCGCUCGGCUCCCUUGCCUCAGUACGCUCUUAAGUUCUGAGUUCUCUCAUUCUUCGUCGGGCUUAGGGUUUCAUUUUCGUCGCCGUAGCCGUCGCCGACUGCAACCCACGGCUCAUCGCUGCCUCAGCUUCACGAUUCACGCAGGGAGCCGUCGCCGACUGCCACCCACGGCCCAUCGCUCGCUCGAGUCGCUCGCCAGCCUCACCCAGUCGCCCUUACACUCUUACAGUGUAGAUCUAAGAUCUGUAGUCUGACAUUACACAGCGAAGACGACGACACGCCGAACCGCCGAAGUGCCGACUGCGAACCACGGAACCAGCUAGCAGACAUAAGCUUGACCUGUUGGGUUGGUAAGAAGCUACUAUGAGCGCAAAGGCACCCCCACCACCUGAAACUUGCCCACCCAAAUUGAUUGUUUUGAAUGGAGCAUUGAAAUUGGCUGAACAAUGGGUUGACAAUAUGAGCGGGACAUUGGAUGAAGGAUCACAUGAAGUUGAAUUAGAGGGUCGACCAUCUAGGCUUGGACUGGGUGCGACAGCUACACGCCAAUACAACCUUGGACCUUUGAAUGAUCCAGUUGAAAGGAAAUUACGUGCCAAAUUGAAUGCAGGAAAAAGAAAAGCUGCUGAAAGUACUGAAAUAUCCAAGCCAUUCUCAUCUUCCGGGAAUGGAUGCGGUGCCGAUGAUGAUGAUGAUGAUGAGGAUUUGGAGAGCAGAACCUGCGCAUUUUCCCGGAAGAGGGUAGUUUCUCAAGUUCCAUCUCUGCAAGGGAAGAAGAAACUUAAGUAACUUGCAUUUUGGAGCCAUUCUUAAAAAUCGUAGUUCUUCAUUUCUUCCUCGUACACAGUUUUUAUUUUUUUCCUCUCCCCUCAGGGAAAAUAGGGGGAGAGACCCAAGGGGGAGAAUUGAUCCUCGGAGAGGUAGAGAGAGGAGAGGAUUGGACUCGAUUCAUGUGCAGUACUAAUUGGACUCUAAACUCACGUGCAGUAGUACUAAAUGUACCUAGCGAGGAAUGCAAUGUUGGUUUCUGGUGGGAGGUUUGGAUGUAGAGAACCAAUUGGCUGGAGUUGGGGGAGCAGUGAUGGUUCAAGGACUGGGAAGGGCUGUGCUGGUUGCUGCCCUAAGCUUUAACUAAACGUGAUCUGUCGUGGAAGCUAGCUUUGUUUUGGUCAUUUGUUAAGCUUUUGUUUGGGUGCACUCAAAAAAAGGGCUUAUAAUACUAUUACUUGAAGUUAGUAUUUUUACCCCAAAAAAAAAAAAAAAAUAAUGUUGUUUUGACUUAUAUUGUAACAAAGUAUCUAUUAGAAAAAUAUUUCGGUGUA